Molecule: messenger RNA, 1530 nt
Organism: Saxophila tyrrhenica
Lineage: Eukaryota; Fungi; Ascomycota; Dothideomycetes; Mycosphaerellales; Extremaceae
Exons: 2
Coding region: 1-1530 (509 amino acids)
Biological process (GO): calcium ion transmembrane transport; intracellular calcium ion homeostasis
Cellular component (GO): fungal-type vacuole membrane
Molecular function (GO): calcium:proton antiporter activity
Source: RefSeq, a predicted model, not a curated record
AUGGACCGCGAAAAGGGCCAACCGACCCAGCCUUCAGAGCAUGACCGCGAGGGCAUGCACCUCUUCAACCGCAAGAGCGCCAGCGCGCAGGGGACCCGCAACCGGAGCGAACGCAAUCGCAAGCGCAACAACACCCGCAACCGCUCCCGCCAGAAUGACGGCAGCAGAGCGGAGCGCGGCGAGGCCAAGCAAGUUAACCACAACGGCCACAAAGUGACUCCUGGCAUCGAGCCCGACGGCGAGAGCGGUCGCAGCUGGUUCCACCCCUGGCACUUUGUACGCAUCUGCUGGAGGAGCUCGAAUCAUGUCUCGAAGUGGACGAAUGUGCUGUGGCCGUUCACGAUAGCGGCAAUGGUGCUGCACUUUCUAGAUGCUGCGAAGCCGCCGGAAGAGAGGACGCAUUCGCUGUGGAUCUUUAUUACCGCAUAUAUUGGCAUGGUGCCGGCGGCGAACCUGGUCGGAUUCGCUGGUCAGGAGCUGGCGAGGAAGAUACCGAAAGUGGUGGGUGUGAUUCUGGAGACGACGUUUGGGAGCCUUGUUGAGAUCAUUCUCUUCAUGGUGUUGAUCAAGGGUGGGAGCAAGAACGUGCAGGUCAUACAGGCGGCGAUUCUGGGCUCAAUCUUGGCCAACAUGCUUCUGUGUCUUGGCACCUGCUUCUUCGUCGGCGGGAUUUUCCACCCCCAACAGACGUUCCACGAGGCCAUCAGCGAAGUGGGUAGUAAUCUUAUGCUCGUCGCGGGCAUGGGCCUCAUCAUCCCCACCGUCUACUACAACAGCCUCCUGAACCGCGAGAUCAUCGGCCAGGCCAGCCUCAAGACGGAAACCCUCCACAUCUCCCACGCCACGGCCAUCGUCCUGCUCAUCGCCUUUCUGAUGUACCUGUGGUUCCAGAGUAGAUCUCACCACGGCCUGUACGAGGACAUCCUCGAAGCCGACGAGGAGCGCGACCACGACCGCCACAAAGACCUGGCGAAAGCCAAACUCACCUUCACCGAAUCCAUUAUCGCGCUCUGCAUCGCGCUGACGUUCGUGUCGUUCAUGGCCAUCUUCUUGGUACAGCAGAUCGAGUACAUCGUCACGGAACGCGGCGUCAGCGACCACUUCGUCGGCCUCAUCCUCAUCCCCGUCGUUGAAAAAGCCAGCGAGCACCUCACGGCCGUUGACGAAGCAUACGACAACCAGAUGAACUUUGCCCUCGCGCACGUCCUCGGCGCCAGCAUCCAGACCGCGCUGCUCAACACGCCUCUCGUAGUCAUCGUCGGCUGGGGCCUGGGCGCGCAAAUGGGCCUGAACUUUGAGCUCUUCGACGCCGUGGUGCUGAUCCUCGCGAUCGUGGUCGUGGGCAACUUCCUUAGAGACGAGAAGUCCGACUACCUCGAGGGCGCGCUGUGCGUGAUGGUUUAUAUUCUGAUCGCGGUGACGGCUUGGUUUUACCCGAAUCCGCUGCAUGUGCAGGAGGAGAUUGCGCAUUUGGCGGCCGAGGCGGCGGAGUCGGGGGGUGAGCAUGCGGCGAGGAUGUUGAUGGGGUAG